AUGACCGAUAUUGGAGAAAUCAUCAAAGCUCUUAAUGAUUUUGGCCGAUUCCAGCAUUGGCUGGUACUGAUGAUCGCUAUAAUUUCACCCUUCAUUGGUUUUCAUAUGUUCAGCCAAUUAUUCAUGGUCCUUCCAGUGUCUCAUCACUGCAACACUAAUUGGUUGGACACCGUCCGCUUGAACUUGACCGAUGAGGAGAAGCUGAAUUUGACCAUUCCCCGAAAACCCGACGGGACCUUAGAACAAUGUCUCAUGUAUACUCCUGUGGAAACCAACUUGGAGACCGUCCUGCAGUCUGGAUUGAAUUCAACAGAGAAGUGCCAAGAUGGAUGGGUUUAUCCUUCCAAGCCAAAACCUUCUCUGGUUACCCAGUUCUCCCUGGUGUGUGACAGAAAGGAUUUAAUUGAUAUCUCACAGUCCGUCUUCAUGUCGGGCCUCCUCGUUGGAGCAAUUGUGUUAGGACCGUUGAGCGAUUGGUGUGGCCGACGACCCAUUGCCUUGUUAUCUCUGUUCCUGGAAGGGGUGGCUGGAGUUGCUGUAGCCUUUGCCCCCAGUUUUUACCUCUAUUGUGCACUCCGAUUUCUGCUAGGAGCAGCUCUUUCCGGGAUCUCAAUAAGCAGCAUAGCUCUUUGCACUGAAUGGGUCGGCAUUGCCUAUCGUCCACACACCCUGAUUGUUAGUCAUGUGACUUUUGCUUUGGGACAAAUGAUCCUGGCUGGCUUAGCUUACGGCCUUCAGGAUUGGCGGCACCUUCAGAUUGCUGGUUCUGCCCCAAUUUUUCUUUUCUUUUUCUACAUAUGGGUCCUUCCUGAGUCCGCUCGGUGGCUUGCAAUGAAAGGCAAAGUAGAGGAAGCUAAAAAACUUCUCCAAAAAGCAGCCUCCGUAAACAAGCGAACCAUCCCUCCGAAACUGUUAGAGCAGCUAAAACUUGAAAAGAAAGCCAAGUCUUCAACAACAUUUUUGGAUCUCGUUAGAAAUCCCCAAUUAGCAAAAGUGACCCUGAUAAUUUCCCUAAUCUGGUUUGUCAAUAGUUUGGCCUACUAUGGAUUAAGCCUGAACAUUGGCAGCUUCGGCCUGAAUAUCUACUUGACGCAGGUCAUCUUUGGGGCGGUUGAAAUCCCGGCCCGAAUCCUUUGCGUCUUCCUUAUGCAAUGCUUGGGAAGGAAGAAGUGCCAGUCGCUGUCUCUCCUCCUGGGGGGGAUCUUUUCUCUUCUGAUCAGCGCCGUGCCCAAAGAUUUACCUGUGGUAAUCACCAUGCUGGCUGUCCUUGGAAAGUUUACCAUGGCAGGCUCAUUUUCAACAUCCUAUGUAUAUUCAGCAGAACUGUUCCCGACUGUUAUCCGGCAGACCGGACUCGGAGUAUGUCAGAUGACAGCCCGAGUAGCUGGAAUCAUCUCCCCACUGGUUGGUCUCCUGGGGAAAUAUCACACCUCUCUGCCCGUGGUGAUCUUUGGAAGUACAGCUGUCCUUGGUGGCCUCUUUUCUCUCCUUCUUCCAGAGACGCUUGGCAAGGAACUCCCCGAUUGUAUGGAUGAUCUGACCCACAAACCAAGCAAGGAAGCCAGUGACAGCGUGGAAAAUGGAUGUACAAAACCAAAUAAAGACAAUUGUAUCAGUGAAAGGAUAACCACCACACAUUUCUAA
This is a messenger RNA of Protobothrops mucrosquamatus (brown spotted pit viper), 1644 nucleotides long. RefSeq names its product solute carrier family 22 member 13-like. NCBI's taxonomy places the organism in Eukaryota, Metazoa, Chordata, Lepidosauria, Squamata, Viperidae. Gene Ontology annotation, biological process: transmembrane transport. Gene Ontology annotation, molecular function: transmembrane transporter activity. The record is from RefSeq and is a predicted model, not a curated record. Gene Ontology annotation, cellular component: membrane. The transcript has 10 exons. Bases 1 to 1644 code for a protein of 547 amino acids.